AUGCUGAUGAUCCAACUAUUUCUGUUCUUGCCCCUGCUUUUCCUAUCGGCUUCCACCACUUCCCAGUCCACGGAAUUCCAGAAAUUCCCUGGGAAUCCUCGCUUUCUUUCAGCAGAAGAGCCUUCUAGAACUGCUGGUAUUAGGCUUUCGAAACCUUUAAUUGGAGAAGAUGGGAGAAUUUAUGCUUGUUCUGAGAAAAAUUUGCUUGCAUUUGAAAGUAACGGCACCAUUGCUUGGACCGUACCUUUAGGCUAUGCAUGCAAUGCUGGUAUGGCUCCAGUUCAUGGUGGUCAAGGAAAGAUAUAUCUGGUGGCAGAAAACAGAGUAGUGAAGAUCACAUUUUUGGAUAUUGGAACUUCAGAACCUGCUGCAGAAGUUUUCUUCAGCCAAGUACCAGGUGAAGAGGUUGAAAUUGUUGGGCUCUCAGUAAGCACGCUGAGCUCAUCUGUAUUUAUCAAUAUGAAGAAUCGAGGACUCUUUGCAUACACGACGCGUGGGCAACUGCUCUGGAGUGCUGGACCUGUGCUUUACCGACUUGGCUUCCGUCAAGGCUGCAGAAAAAAUGUAACAGAUUGUUUCUUUACUUCAGUGCCAAUGGUUGAUCAAUGCGAAGCUAGUAUAUAUAUUUCAAAUACUGAAGGAGAAUUAUAUUCUUUGUCUGUUCGAAGUCCUUACUUCAAAUGGAUCCAGGAUUUCAGUUCACUGGACAAAAUUUUCACCAUCACACCGGGAAACAACGGCCGUUUGUUUAUCACUGUACCAAUCAGGGCCCUCGUGCUGGCACUAGAUGUUUCUUCGGGUACUGUUUUGUGGCAGAGAAGUAUUGGUCCAUUGAGUGCAGCAGAAUGUGCACCAGUUGUGGAUUCUAAUGGUUGGAUAUCUAUUGGUUCACUGGAUGGGUUCCUUUACUCAUUUUCACCAACUGGGAUGCUUAGGAAAUUUUCAAAAGCAGAUACGGUGGAUUUUGUUGUUCAAGUUGGUCCAGUGCUUGACUGCUCUGGCUAUGCAGUUUAUCUUUCUCAGACAGAGAUGGAGGGAAAGAUUAGCCGCUCACUUGGUGAAUAUACUUAUGUCUCAGCAAUGCGACCAAAAAAUGUAAUCUUCACCUUGUUGGUUCCAGCAACUGGGUCCAUCUAUUGGUCUGAGAGCUCUGCUGGUCAGUUCUUAUCCUUAUUGUCUGAGAGUGAUCUGCGCCAGUUUGUACUCGAUGAGGGGAUCCUGCUUGCUUUCUUCGCUGUUUCAAAGAUGGGCAACCCACUGCAAUGUCGUACCAAACGCCAGAAGAUUACAUCCAGCUGCUCCCAAGCAAGCCCCAAGCAUCUCACCAUCUACACAGGUAAUGAAAGAGCAAUAAUGUUGUUCCUGCUAUUUGAAUCUGCUGCUUUGAUCAUACUAGCUGGGCUUGUACGAUUCUGUUGUAUAUUUUGGAGGAAAAAGAAGCUUCAAGGUCAAGACCUUGGAAGUUUCCUAGAAAAGAGGCGUUCUCUCCAGCUCAAAAAGAAAGCAUUUGAUAGGACAAUCACGGAGCUUGAGAGGAAAGCAGCAGAGGAGGCAGUGGCCAAUGAAGUUCUUGAGAAGUUGGGCGAUAUGGUACGAGAAAGGAAAGGCAUAGAGAGAAAGCUAUCCACAACCUACAGCUUGGGCAGGGACAGGUCGGGCUCAAAGUCAAAAUCUCUGCUCCCAAUUCAUGAUGAGAAAACAAGGAGCUACUCUUUUCAAGGUGAAAAGAAAGAAAGUGUGACAAUUUUCCACACGCUAAGUGAUACGUCUUCUAAAGAAAGCAGCAGCAGCGAGAAAGAGACCAGCUUGGGUUUUCAUGAAGAGCAAUCAGCAGCCAAGGCAAAAGCAAAGGCAAAGGCACCCAUUGAAGCAGAGACUUCAAGCAAUGAUGGGACUUUCGAAAGAGACCUUCGGGGAAGUCCAUCAGAGACCACAUCAAGUUCAGGAGGAGUCGAAUUCGUGCAAACUGAUAGCAGAUUAAGGUUAACGAGAAGAAAGACCUUGUCUUCAACUAAUUAG
Messenger RNA from Alnus glutinosa, 2019 nucleotides. RefSeq names its product protein GAMETE EXPRESSED 3. The record is from RefSeq and is a predicted model, not a curated record. Gene Ontology annotation, molecular function: protein binding. Lineage: Eukaryota; Viridiplantae; Streptophyta; Magnoliopsida; Fagales; Betulaceae. Gene Ontology annotation, cellular component: plasma membrane. Bases 1 to 2019 code for a protein of 672 amino acids. Gene Ontology annotation, biological process: embryo development ending in seed dormancy; pollen tube guidance. The transcript has 10 exons.